AUGCUUUAUUUGGCACUCCUCCUUGCUGCUACUUUGCAGUUAUCUCGGCCACGGUCUGUGCAACUUGUGGCCGUCCAUGACAUAAAUAAUAGACUGAUACUUGGGAAACACGUUUUGUUCUAUAGGCUCUUAGCUUCGGAAGCAGAAGCAAGUACAGUGUGCUACGCCUUGCAAAUUCAGGAAAGGCAAGUCUACCUUGUGGCUUCUGAAGACAUGGAUUCCCUAACUUUUGAAGCACCUAGAUUUCUUCGGCAUUUGGUGGAUCCCAGCUCAAGGAAAAUCCCGGUUAUGGGAUUUAAAAUUCCAAAGGUUGCUCGUGGGCCAUCUGGAAUUGCAAAAAGAACUAUGGGCUUUGAAGGUCUGACAAAAGGAACAUCACAUCUAAAGUAG
This is a messenger RNA of Dovyalis caffra, 390 nucleotides long. Lineage: Eukaryota; Viridiplantae; Streptophyta; Magnoliopsida; Malpighiales; Salicaceae. The record is from the annotation of a GenBank genome assembly.